Molecule: messenger RNA, 1524 nt
Organism: Glycine soja
Lineage: Eukaryota; Viridiplantae; Streptophyta; Magnoliopsida; Fabales; Fabaceae
Product: cell division control protein 2 homolog
Exons: 8
Coding region: 169-1209 (346 amino acids)
Biological process (GO): regulation of G2/M transition of mitotic cell cycle; protein phosphorylation; regulation of meiotic cell cycle
Cellular component (GO): nucleus; cyclin-dependent protein kinase holoenzyme complex; cytoplasm
Molecular function (GO): cyclin binding; ATP binding; cyclin-dependent protein serine/threonine kinase activity
Source: RefSeq, a predicted model, not a curated record
UCUCUUCAUUCUGCAAACCCUCUCUCACACUUUCUUUGGUUCUCUUUGCGACGGCGAGUCCAGUGAAGAUUAACCUGAAAAUUAAGAGCAGUAAACCCAAACUAACGGUUCGAGACCUGUAAACUCUUUCACAUUCAAAUUCUAAUUAAUAUCUUGCUUGAGUUUCACAUGACUGAUAAUACAUCUCUUUCUGAUAUAAUUAAUCCAGCUAUCUUUUUUCUGUUUGUUUUCGCUGAAUCUUCUUUAAGAAUUAAACGGAUUAAUCAUUUGUUAAUUUGUACGUGUGUGUGUACGAGAAAACUAGCAGCAACGCCUCGCCAGAUGCUAACGCUGAGGGAGAAGUACUAUGAUUUCGACCAGAUUUCCAGUAAGGUUUUCAAGUGCAGGCGUGAUGAUCAGUUUUUCACCAUGAAAAUUGUCUCCAUUCUGAACGAAGAAAACCAAGCGAACAACGGGGUUCCGUACUGGAUUAUAAGAGAAAUCUCUAUUCUCAAAGAGCUGGACCACAUCAACAUUGUGAGGUUGAUCGAUGUGAUGACCGAUGGGCCCGACCUGUUUCUUGUUUUUGAGUAUCUUGACAAUGAAUUCCAAGCUGAUUUCCUGAAAAAUCCAAAGAUGUUUAUGUACCCACAAAUGAAAAAAGAGUUUCUUUAUCAAAUUCUCAAUACAGUUGCGUAUCUGCAUGCUCGUAAAAUUCUUCUCAGAGAUUUGAGACCUGAGAAUAUUCUGGUUAAUGUCAGAACCCAAGUUCUGAAGAUUGCACUCUUUGGGGCAGCCAGAACAUUUGAAGCUCCUCUUGAGGCUUACUCUAGCAGUGUGGGUUGUCUUUCUUAUAGGUCACCUGAAGUCUUGUUUCAGUUUGGCUGCGAGAAAUACUCAACUCCAAAUGAUGUCUGGGCCGUGGGUUGUAUAUUUGGCGAGAUGCUUCUUCACCGGCCUCUAUUCUCUGGUCCAAGUGAUGUGGAGCUGCUGGAUGAGAUAUUUACCUUGCUUGGUACCCCAACAGAAGAAACCUGGCCUGGAGUGACUUCUAUAUGCGGAACCUGUGCUUUAAUGGGACCUCCACAACAGCCCAAGGACCUGGCAAAAGAGUUUCCAAUGCUCAAUCCAGAUGGUCUUGAUCUACUCUCCAAAAUGCUUUGCCUUUGUCCAAAUUAUAGAAUUUCAGCUGAAGAUGCUGUUAAGCACCCAUAUUUCAAAGGAGUAUGAAAGAAAUUAAGAAGUGUGAUGACACUAUUACGUGCACACUAUAUUUUCAAUGAACUAGACUAUCGGAGCAAGAGAAGAGGACAUGAAGGUCAAUUAUUCUUGGAUUUGAUGACUCUUAAUUAAAUUUGUCAACAAUACUAACAAAUUUCUGGCUUUCUAUGUUCGCACCUAGCUCGGUCGAUAGACAAAUAAAUGUUCUUUUUUUCCUAUGGUGAUUGCGCCUUACCAGUUGCCACUUCUGAAGUAAAAUAAACUGUAGUGACGACUUGCGAUUAAUUUCAUGAAAUCCUGCUUGUGAGUAGUUGAGAUUUACAA